Molecule: messenger RNA, 2766 nt
Organism: Nylanderia fulva
Lineage: Eukaryota; Metazoa; Arthropoda; Insecta; Hymenoptera; Formicidae
Source: RefSeq, a predicted model, not a curated record
UGCAUGCUGUUAUGGAAAUUUGAGUAAACUUGUUUUGCACAAAUAAAUGUGCUCAGAAAACGAAAACUCGAGAGUUUGUUAGAAAGUUAUGGAAAAUAAAAUCCACAUUUGUGUGAAAAAUGCAAAAUAUAAAGCCGAAAAUAAAUUGGAAAUAUAUUAAUGUGAGAAGAAAUGUAAUUGAUAUAAGUGCGUGCAGAAAAAGGAAAAGAUAAAGGAUGAAAUGCAGACAUGCGACAAAGAGAGGGAUAAUCGUUGCAGCAGGGGAUACGACUGCUCGAGAGAAGAGAAAAGACGGUCGCGCGCGCUUCAUCGCCCCGGUGAGGUUUUUCAGUUUCCUUUGAAUCGCCGUGAGUGUAUCAUCACCAUCAGGCGGAUGCGAUCGACACGAUGAUGCGCGUGUGAAAGUUUGCCGUUCAUGUACUUCCUUGCGCGCAUCCUCCACGGAGACAUUCGAUCGAAUACUCAAAAUAAAGUGGUACACUAUAAUGAUUGAUGAUGAUUGUUCUUUUCCGCCGACGCCCCUGAAUGAGUGCGAGUGAAAGUUCGAAAGACAGACGGGCACCAUGAAGAAGCUACGAUGAUCUGUCGAUGACGAGAGCGCAGCUGUUGGAGCACGCGGCGAUGGUCCGGACCGGCUUUGGACGAAUAAUCUGCAUGCGGUAGCGCCCUAUGCGUCAUCGAACGCCAUCGUCGAAUGUCAUCGGGGGAUGCAUUCGAACGCCGGCGUUCGAGCGCCGAUCCCGCGUGAUUCAAGGAUCAAUUUUGAUGCUAUAGAAAGACAACGCGUGUCACCUACGAUCGAGCCAUAUGGGAUUGAAUGGGUACGAUCAGACUCGGGCGAGAUCUCCAAGUUCGCAGGCGGCAUCAUAGGCAAGUCAGCAGCUGCGACACGGAUUAAUAAUACGAGAAGAUGUUACAAAACAUCCAUCAGUUCCGGUUAUUCGAGCCAUUCUCCGCUGUUGUCGGUCGGUUCGUGCUCUUAUUACGCAUCAACAUCGACGAGAGAUCUGUCAUACGGUGGUCUAGCUGUGAUUCACGAGAGCGAGACAGCUUGUGUACCGCAAUCCAUUUGGCCUUCCGCGUAUCAUCAGGUCGAAAAUAUCGAUUACGAAGGUAUUUAUACGUGUCGCGUAUGUGGUUGCACGUGUAGCUAUCCACCGUCAUCAUCGCCACCGACAUCAUCACCGCUGAGGGCAUCAGCGCGCGAGGUGCUGCUCGAAUUAUCUCGAACUCUCAAUUCUGUGAUAGAGGGUGACAUUGCUGUGGCACCGGAGGACAUCUUGCGCGAUAUCUCGCGCAUCAUUUCUCUCGAGAUUGGUCCAAGAAGUGACAAUUUAUACGAAUACGUUUGCCCUUCCUGGACUUUCAACGACGAUAAUCUAUUGGCAUCGUCGAAUUAUAUCAAGGAUGCGUCGUCGAGAGUAAAUUCUGCCAACUCUGAAUUGUACGUCGGUCCUCGCGCUUUCUACGAGAAUAACUCGGUGGGAUCCGCGUUGUUGCUUAAGAACGACAGGAUAACGAGACGCGAAAACAUAGAAAGGGAAUCUUGCGAAACGUCCAGUGGCCCGUAUAUCCUUGAAUAUCUCAAUGACAGACACGUUGGAAGUGCUUGUGGAUUAGUUAAAGCUUCUAAGCGUUGCCAAAACGGGCUCACCUCGAAAUCCGAAUCGAAAUAUUCAGCGCAGCUGGAUUACAGCGACAUUGGCUCGUCUAGCGAAGAAACGAUCGCCUCGUCGAACGAUUGGAAUCGUCGCUUGGCCGUCAGAGGCUUCGGAGAAGAUUUCGAUUUCACUCUCGAUGUAACACGUGCGGAGCGUUUAAGUCGAACAAUCGCAAAGGCGAAACGAAAACGGCAAUGGUGCAGAGCCCUCACUACUCUUUUUGGUUUAAUUUUCUUCGUAUUAAGCGUCAUCGUCGUCUCGUUAUGCGUAACGAGAGGUCGUAAGGUGUUUGGAAGUAUUUAAGAGUCAAAGAUGAUUUCUCUCAUCCGGAUGCAACCAUUCCUUGAAAUUGCGCGGAAGCAUCCCACAUAUGUUAUCACAAUAAUCACUCACAGCAACCCAGUGCUUAGGAUUUUUCCUUUGCUAAACUUUGACCAGUCGAAGAGUUCCGUGAACGAUACAUUAUAUUUUAAUAUAUCUAGAAUAUCCUACGGAAUAUUUUGGUAGCUCUUACCAUAUUUUGUGAUACAAUACUCGUUUUAUAUAUAUAUAUUUCAGUACCUUAUAUAGAUGUAGAAAUAUCCUAUAAUCUCGCAAUGAAUGGCUGUGACCAUGUCCUUAUGUAUAUAAUUAAAUAUUAGAGAUCGUGUGUAGCAAAUACGAUCGUAUGCUAAAUAUAUAAAAAUAAUUAAAAUAUAAUUUACAGAAAGGCGUGGUAACGUUAUUCUAUAUAUAUAAUAUCUAUUAGUUUUUAACGAAAAAUACACAAUGUCAUACAAUUGAUUAUCAAAUAAAAUAAAUUUUCGGAAUUAAACAAAUUUGAUAGACAAUUGCGUGACGUUGUAUUUACCUGUAUUCUCUAAUCAUUAUAUCUAAUUAGUUACAUCUAUGCAGUUGAUAAUUUAUACGCGCAUGCGUAUUAAAUUUAACACUAGUCCAAGCCUAGUCGCGCUCAGCGCGGCGCUGCAAACGGCAAACACUGAUAAUGAAGAUAUGAUAAAAAUGUGAAAACUGUAAACUUAUAUGAAAACGUAUAACAAAACAAUUUUCGUAUAUUACGAUUACAAGUGCAUUAAUAUAGUGCUGAUAAUCAUCAGCGCGACAA